AUGCCUCCUCGAAGGGCCCAUACCAAGUCUCGCAAUGGCUGUGACCAAUGCAAGCGACGCCGGGUCAAGUGCGACGAAAAGGGCCCUCCGUGCACGAAUUGUAUUUCACGCGAACUCGGCUGCACCUAUUUAAGAGCCCCGCCGCGCGAUGCACCAAGCACGCGAAGACGUAAUAAUGCGCCCGCCCCAGCUAGAGAAUUGGACAUUCCCCGGCCGUUGGCGCCCAUCAGCCCGGCCUCCACUCCGUCCGCCAUCUCCGGGGUGCGGGACCUCGAAUUGAUGCAUAAAUUCGCCACGGAAACCUUCAGCACCGUGUCUACCUCCGAGUCCAAAUUCCACGUAUGGCAAAUCGUGAUCCCGCGUCUGGCUCUGCAAUAUGAUUUUUUGAUGAACGGCAUUCUGGCUUUGGCGGCCCUGCAUAUUGCCACGACGACCGAGUCGCCUACUUCCUUGGCGUAUAUAGAUACCGCCCUCCAGUAUCAUAAUUUGUCAUUUGCGCCCUUCCGUGCCGCUAUCGAUAACCUCACGCCGCAGAAUUGCGAGGCCGUACUAGCGCAGUCGAUCGUCACCACGGUUAUUGGCAUCGCCUUGCCCCGAGUCACGGCCCCUCGCGAUGAUAACUCUAACAUGACCGAGAACAUCCUGCUGGUGUUUGAGCUCCUCCAAGGUGUGAAGAAAAUUAUUCAUAUCGGUCGGUCCUGGAUUAAAAUCAACCUCUACUCUCGCCAGAAGGAACGAUAUGAGUCCAUGGGUCCGACUGAAUUGGACAGCGACGCAUCGGCUGCCUUUGACCGGCUCGCCAUGUUGAAUGAAGAGACCGUGGCUAGUAUGGAUGCACAACAAUAUCUUAUCAAUAAAGAAGUCAUCGAUCAUCUUCGCGACUGCUACACGUUGUAUGCGAGCUCGCAAGAUCCGGGGGAAGUGCUUGCCUGGUUAGCCGCCGUCGACAAGGAAUUUGUGGAUAACGUGCGGCGCCAACAGCCACUGGCAUUGCUGAUCCUCAUGCAUUGGGGUGUCUUGCUAGGCGAGCUGGAUGGCCGGUGGUGGUGGGCGUCGAAUUCGGGCAAAUCAUUGGUUUUGGAGUUGCUGCAAGUUUUGCUCCCUGCGGAUGCUCGGUGGACGGAGUACUUGUCAUGGCCUCAACGAAGAAUGGGUUUAUGA
Messenger RNA from Penicillium brasilianum, 1161 nucleotides. Lineage: Eukaryota; Fungi; Ascomycota; Eurotiomycetes; Eurotiales; Aspergillaceae. The record is from the annotation of a GenBank genome assembly.